UGGAAAUUGCCCUUCAGGAAAAUCAAAAUUUAAUGGAAAAAAUCGAUUCGUUGGAAAAUACUCUCGAUUUUAAGCGAACCGAGUUACAGGAGAAGCAAGAACAGGAGGAAUUGUUGCAAGAAAAGAUCAUGGAACUGAAUAUGGAAGUAAAUAAUUUGCGGAUGCAGCCCGAAGACGGAACAAAAAAGGGAAAUUCGUUAUUUGCGGAGGUCGAUGAUCAACGACAAAAGUUCCGAAAGUUGCUAAACGACCAAAACGAUCAAUAUAAGCAGAUGAAACGCGCUUAUCAAGACGGUCAAUUGGAAAUUCGUCGCUUGCGACGCGAAAAUAAGGAAAUUUUGGAGGAAAUGGAGUCGUGCAAGGAGUUAUUCAAGUCAUCGGAGGCGAUUUUCAAGCAAGGCUUACUCGAAAAAAUCGAAAUUUUGGAACAAGAUCGCGAAAAACAACAACAAAAGAUGUCAAAACUCGAAGAAGCCAUCGCCAGUACGCCAUCCACGAACUGGAUCAACACAAUGCUCUCGUAUUGUCGCUCCGAAACGAAAACUCUCAAAGAAAAGCUCUUUGAAUGUCUCAAACAAAAAAGUGCAAUCGAAGAAAGUCUCUUGAAAUCCCAACAAGAAUGCGCGAAAUUCAAAUUUGAAGCUUCAGAAUUGAAAACGAAGCUUCGAAGUAGCACAGAAAGUCAAGUAACGACCCCGCCGCCCCCCAUGGAAGACGAUUCCAUGCAAGAAAUUGAUGGAAAUACCGAAAUCGACGACAGUGUGCAAGAUUUCCUCAAAGAACUGAGUAACGAGGAUCGCAAGGAAAACAAGAAAAAGAAGGAAGAAAUCGAUUUCAAGCCUUAUUUGAGCGAGCCGAAGUUUCAAAGUAUUAAUGUUUUACAAGAAAAGGCGGAAAAUAUCGUUCAAACGAGAAAUCCGGCGAAAAAGGCGCCGAUUGUCGUGAAAAAAAUUGUGAUUCCUUCGCGCGCGGUUAAGAAAUAAAAUUCGUUUCGGUGGCUAAACAUUUUUUUUUCCUUUUAAUUUAUUUUUUUUUUCAUCAAUAA
Culicoides brevitarsis is the source of this 1045-nucleotide messenger RNA. It is a transcript of the gene Spindly, whose product is annotated as protein Spindly. Bases 33 to 983 code for a protein of 316 amino acids. NCBI's taxonomy places the organism in Eukaryota, Metazoa, Arthropoda, Insecta, Diptera, Ceratopogonidae. The transcript has a single exon. The record is from RefSeq and is a predicted model, not a curated record.